Molecule: messenger RNA, 2292 nt
Organism: Gavialis gangeticus (Gharial)
Lineage: Eukaryota; Metazoa; Chordata; Crocodylia; Gavialidae
Gene: LYPD6B
Product: LY6/PLAUR domain containing 6B
Exons: 6
Coding region: 790-1299 (169 amino acids)
Molecular function (GO): acetylcholine receptor regulator activity
Source: RefSeq, a predicted model, not a curated record
AGGAAGAAAAGGAAGGGUAGGAUAAAGUCUGUUAGAGAAAGUAUUGGGUCAUUAGUGAGUUGUCGUAGUCACCAUUUUAUCUGUUUGUUUUUGUCAUGCUUAUCCUGAUUGCUAUGGGAUUAUCCCAUGUUGUGCAGAUCUCUCUUGUGGAGUUUCACAGGGUCAUGAAAUCACCUUCGGGGCCCUUGAAUAUCACCAUAUCAUAACAUUGCCUCACAGCAGUGUUGUGCAAUAUGAUCUGAUUUGUGGCCUGGGGAGCAGGUUAGUCCAAAUUUUAUUGUUAACCUCUGUCUUGGAAGCUGGCAUUCCUGUUUUUCUCUAGAGAGAUUAUCUUGCUGCUGAUUAACUCCUCCAUCUUAAAUCACAGGAUCACUAGAAAGUUUGAUAAAUAAGAUUACAGAUGAAGAGCCAGGUAUUCAUCUGACAUAAACAGCCCUUAAAAUUUGAUUUAGAGUUUCAUUAGAUGGAAUCGGGAAAGUUGUUGUGCAGGUCUUUUACUAGGAAGGAAACUUGUUCUGCUGGAAUGACAUUGUUGGUUCUGUGCUUCCUUUCAGAAAUAAAACUUUCCUGUGAGAUUGGUGGCAGGUGGCUCCAGGUGUAGCAGGAGCUCUGCACAUCAAUAUUAGCAUGGCCCUCAACAGUUCAUGAUUCUUUCCUUGACCCUAUUGUGAGGUCCUGGGGCUGGAGGAUGAGGGAGACCUACAGAAAACAGUCAUGGAAGCACACUGGGAGUGAUUUACAAAACCAGGCAAAAGAGUUUUAGAUUUCCUUCUACGAUAACGAGUCGCUAUGCUGUUAUUCUGUCACACGUUGGCUGUAGCUUUCCUUCAGAUCUUUGUCCUCUCCGGGAAUUGGACUCUAGCCAAGAACAUCAACUUCUAUAAUGUGAGACCUCCACUAGACCCUACUCCAUUUCCAAACAGCUUUAAGUGCUUUACAUGUGAUGAUGCAGUUGACAAUUACAACUGUAACAGAUGGGCUGAAGACAAAUGGUGUCCUAAAAAUACACAGUACUGUUUAACAGUUCAUCUCUUCACAAGCUAUGGAAAAAGCACAUCGGUCACUAAGAAAUGUGCUACCAGAGACGAAUGCCACUUUGUUGGCUGUCGCCAUCACAGAGAGACUGGCUAUACGGAAUGUGUCUCUUGCUGCGAAGGGAUGAUCUGCAAUGUAGAAAUACCAACCAAUCACACAAAUGCAGUGUUUGCAGUAAUGCAUGCAUGGAGGAUGUCGCAUGGCAGCAGGAGGACAGUUAAUGUUCCAUUGCUUGCAUCAGUCCUAGCAGUUGUGUUGCUUUGAUGCAGUUUUCCUUGUGGUUCUAAGGGCUAAAUUUUCUGUGCACUAAUGUAAACCAGUAAGAAGAACAUUUUGGUUUGAAAAAAAAAAAUCACUGGCACCCUUCAUUUCAUAACCAUGUAGGACAACAUGAGAAGUUGCAUGAACUUCAUGACAUCUGCCAGUUCUUCAGUGAAAAGAUUUGCAAACAGUUUGCAGUAUUUAAAACAAAACCAAAACAGACACUACAGUGGACUCAACCAAUUAUCAGAAUUCUUCAUUUAGUGGUAAAAGCAUGUGCGUGCUGCACAUUUCUUGCACAAAGAAAAUAAAUAUCUGUUGGCAGUCACUCUACCAGGUGAAACAAAGGAAACUUCUAGAUGGCAAAGUUAAGUUGGAGCUGUGCCAAGCUAGUCUUAAUAGGGUUUUUGUUAUUUUUCAGAACUGACUUGUAGCACUGGGUCUGGUAGCUGACUUUUCAUCAGCAAAUGUGUUGUUAAAUUCAUGUUUAAUUGCAGUGCUCUUAGAAAUAACAGUACAUAUUCCAAGAAAGCGUCUGAAAAAGCACAUUUCCAUUUUGGUCAUAAUUCUCAUGCCAACUGAAAAUUAUGCAAAAUAAAACUUUAACUGUAUUUGUCUCUCAUGUCUAUGCCAUUGCUGCACAUCCUAAAACUAUAAAAUGAAGUGACUCCAUGUGCAAGUCAAAAUUCUGAUUAAAGAUUAUAAAUUACUUCAGUCCCUAAUGUCAUAUUUAGGGAUGUACCAGAAAGUGGCCUCAUUUUUGCAAGACUGUUGUCUCUCAUUGUCUUUGGCAUUUCUGAGUGCUGAGUACUUUCACUUAUCUAGUCACCUGUGUAUAGGACCAUAACGUCAGGUACCCAGUUGAAAAGUUUGACCAAGAAUUCUAAAACUAACGUACCAGUCUUACUAUUUUCUUUCAUAGCUAUAGUAGAAGUUUUAAAUUUAUGUCCCUAUUUUGAACAUCUGCAAAUAUUGGAAGUGAUAAAAUUUAAGUUA